AUUGUGCAAUUAAUUAGUCAUAAAAUUACACUUGUAUGUAAAAAUUUAACUAUUUGGUACCGUAUUGCUAAAAGUACGACUUAUGCACAUAAAGAUAUAUGUAUGUAUUUAUGUGUGUGUGUACAUGCGUAUGCAUGUAAUAUGAGAAGUCUAUGUACUUAAGGUUGGUUUCUUAUAAGUGUAGAUGCAUAUGUACAUACAUUACAUAUUUAAGGACUAACGAAAUCUAAUCUUUUGCACAUAUGUACAUACAUAAACAAAGUCCAAAUUCGUCCAGUAAAUAUUUUAACAGCCAGGCACAUGAAAUCCAUUCUGGUAAAGAAGGGAGUUCAUGAGCUCUCAUAAGUUCUCAUGAGUCGCUCAUGAUGAGUUUUAUCCAAUCCGUUCAUGAAAAAUGCAUCUUGAUCAAAUAUAUGUACAUACGUUUUAAGUAAGUAUGAUAGUCACUUCAUCUUCAUCUCAGCUUGCUGAUAGAUAGUUCUCUUUUUUAGGAGGAUUCAAGUUAAAAAUUAAUUUCUGAAAUAAAAUGUUUAACGGAGUAAAGGAAUGGUACUACGAUACGGUGACGGACGUCCAGAAUGCGAUAAGUUCCAGCGAAAAUCAAUUCGUGUCGUAUGACAAACUCCUCAAAAAGGCGAAUCCCGGCGACCUAAUUGAAUUUUGUCGUGGUCCUUACAAUCACUGGGCAAUGAUGUCUGAAGAGAACGGAAAAGUCUACAAUAUUUGUGCGGAGAGCAAGGAAUGCACCCAGGCCGAGAUAAAACUGCAAACGCUAAAAUACGUUUGCGAACUAGGGCCUACUGCAGACCGUCAACGAGCACGUGUCAACAAUAAGGAAGGUUUCCGAGGCUUACUGCCAAAUUUGAUGACCGCAGACCUGGAACCACUUCCGGUUGAGGAGUCGAUUGAAAUGGCGAGAGAAAUGUUGGGAACUUUCGUCGAGUACAGUUUUACCGGAAAAAAUUGUGAGUACUAUUGUACCCUGUGGAAGUUUGGGAGGGGGUAUACGGAUCAGGCGUUGAGAUACUAAUUUUGGCCGCUAAUUAAUUAAUAUAGUAUGCGAUUGACCAGUCAAAUAAUAAAAUUUUAAGCAGUAGUAGUUUUGAAGUGUGGAUUUUCCUUAAUUUCUGUAUUCUAUUUGUAUUCAUGAGCUUCCGAAUAAACCUAAAUUUUCCUUACUCGCCA
Molecule: messenger RNA, 1185 nt
Organism: Folsomia candida
Lineage: Eukaryota; Metazoa; Arthropoda; Collembola; Entomobryomorpha; Isotomidae
Product: phospholipase A and acyltransferase 1
Exons: 4
Coding region: 527-1030 (167 amino acids)
Biological process (GO): N-acylphosphatidylethanolamine metabolic process
Cellular component (GO): cytoplasm
Molecular function (GO): A2-type glycerophospholipase activity; glycerophospholipid phospholipase A1 activity
Source: RefSeq, a predicted model, not a curated record